Messenger RNA from Dovyalis caffra, 492 nucleotides. Lineage: Eukaryota; Viridiplantae; Streptophyta; Magnoliopsida; Malpighiales; Salicaceae. The record is from the annotation of a GenBank genome assembly.
AUGGUUCUCAAGACAGAGCUCUGUCGUUUCAGUGGGGCAAAGAUUUAUCCUGGGAAAGGCAUCAGAUUCAUUCGUUCUGAUUCUCAGGUGUUUCUGUUUGCCAAUUCUAAAUGUAAGAGGUACUUUCACAACAAAUUGAAGCCGUCAAAGCUUACAUGGACAGCCAUGUACAGGAAGCAGCAUAAGAAGGAUAUCGCUCAAGAGACUGUAAAGAAGAGGAGACGCACCACAAAGAAGCCAUACUCUAGGUCCAUAGUAGGUGCCACCUUAGAGGUCAUCCAAAAGAAGAGAACCGAGAAGCCCGAAGUUCGUGAUGCAGCUAGAGAAGCUGCUCUCCGAGAAAUCAAGGAAAGGAUCAAGAAAACAAAGGAUGAAAAGAAGGCAAAGAAGGCAGAAGUGAUGGCUAAGGUGCAGAAGGCACAGGGCAAAGCUGGUGUUUCCAGGGGUGCCACAAAGGGUCCUAAACUUGGUGGUGGUGGUGGAAAGCGCUAA